This is a messenger RNA of Fusarium subglutinans, 1473 nucleotides long. RefSeq names its product centromere microtubule-binding cbf5. Gene Ontology annotation, cellular component: box H/ACA snoRNP complex. The record is from RefSeq and is a predicted model, not a curated record. The transcript is spliced from 4 exons. Gene Ontology annotation, molecular function: pseudouridine synthase activity; RNA binding. Bases 1 to 1473 code for a protein of 490 amino acids. Lineage: Eukaryota; Fungi; Ascomycota; Sordariomycetes; Hypocreales; Nectriaceae. Gene Ontology annotation, biological process: mRNA pseudouridine synthesis; box H/ACA sno(s)RNA 3'-end processing; rRNA pseudouridine synthesis.
AUGUCCAAGGACGUCGCGGUCGUCAAGAAGACGACAACGGAGGAGGAGGAGUACACCAUCAAGCCCCAGGCGACCACUCCUUCUCUUGACACCAGCCAGUGGCCUCUGCUGCUCAAAAACUACGACAAGCUUCUUGUCCGAACAGGCCAUUUCACUCCCAUCCCCAAUGGCUGCUCUCCCCUGAAGCGCGAUCUUAAGCAAUACAUCAGCUCUGGUGUCAUCAACCUCGAUAAGCCCUCUAACCCUUCCUCACACGAGGUCGUCGCUUGGGUCAAGCGCAUUCUACGAUGCGAAAAGACUGGACACAGUGGUACCCUCGAUCCCAAGGUCACUGGUUGCUUGAUCGUUUGCAUUGACCGUGCCACUCGUCUUGUCAAGUCCCAGCAGGGUGCCGGAAAGGAGUAUGUGGCUGUCAUCCGCCUUCACGAUAAGCUGCCCGGUGGCCAGGCUCAGUUCGCCCGCGCUCUCGAGACUCUCACCGGUGCGCUCUUUCAGCGCCCCCCUCUGAUCUCUGCCGUCAAGCGUCAGCUCCGUAUCCGAACUAUCCACGAGAGCAAGCUUAUCGAGUUCGACAACGACCGACACCUCGGUGUCUUCUGGGUCAGCUGCGAGGCCGGCACUUAUAUUCGAACCCUCUGUGUCCACUUGGGUCUUCUUCUCGGUGUCGGUGGCCACAUGCAGGAGCUUCGACGUGUCCGCAGUGGUGCCAUGGAUGAGUCCAAGGGCCUGGUCACUCUCCACGAUGUUCUCGAUGCCCAGUGGCAAAUGGACAACACCCGCGACGAGUCUUACCUUCGCAAGGUUAUCUCUCCUCUUGAGACUCUCCUGACUUCUUACAAGCGACUUGUUGUCAAGGAUAGUGCUGUUAACGCCGUGUGUUAUGGUGCCAAGCUCAUGCUUCCCGGUCUUCUUCGAUAUGAGUCUGCCAUUGAGCAUCAUGAGGAAGUUGUUCUUAUGACCACCAAGGGUGAAGCCAUUGCUCUAGGUAUCGCACAGAUGUCUACUGUUGAGAUGUCCACCUGCGAUCACGGUGUUGUUGCCAAGGUCAAGCGCUGCAUUAUGGAGCGCGACCUCUACCCCCGCCGCUGGGGUCUUGGCCCUGUUGCCCUUGAGAAGAAGAAGCUCAAGGCUGACGGCAAACUCGACAAGUACGGCCGCCCUAACGAUGCUACUCCUGCCAAGUGGAGCUCCGAAUACAAGGAUUUCAGCACCGGCGAUGCCUCUGCCGCCGCCGCCGCCGCCGCUGCUACCGCUCCUGCUAAGGCCUCCGAGGCUGAGGAUACUCCCAUGGAGGAGGCUGCCACUCCUUCUUCACCUGCUGCUGAUGACAGCAAGGACAAGAAGCGCAAGAAGCACGAUGGCGAGACCGCUGAAGAGAAGGCUGAACGCAAGCGAAGAAAGGCAGAGAAAAAAGCGGCCAAGGCUGCUAAGAAGGCUGCCAAGGGCGAGGCUAUGGACAGCGACAGCGACUAA